Messenger RNA from Paramuricea clavata, 2628 nucleotides. The record is from the annotation of a GenBank genome assembly. Lineage: Eukaryota; Metazoa; Cnidaria; Anthozoa; Malacalcyonacea; Plexauridae.
AUGAAGAGAUCAAUGAAAUCCGGUCAUCAAAAGCGAACCGAAAGCAAGAGAAAGGCGCUACAACAGUCAGCAAAUGCUCCAGGGCAACGAUCUUUGUUUGAAAUGUUCAGAUCAACAACAACAAAUAGCAGUACUACAACUAAUACCGAAAGGGAAUGCAUCGGUACAACUGAGGAAAGAUCAAAUAAAAUCAUUGAUUUUUCAGGUGAGAAAUCACAACAUGUUGAACUUCCUGAUCCUGUACCUGUUAUGGUCGUUGUUGAAAGCGAUACUGAAGCAAAGGAAACUACGAACACUUGUGGAAAUAUUGCAACUGUAUCAACGUCAAAGUCUGAUUCUAAAAAUUCCAACGACUGGUAUAGGGGGAUGAAGCUAGAUGUCGAUUGGUUGUUAGAUGCUGCGAAGUGCCUAGUGUUGAAGAAAGAAAUAAAAGAUAAAAGAAAGAGACCAACUGUUACAUGCUUAUUAUGUAACAAGUACGAAUUUCAGGUACGAAAGAUGACCUCAAAUUGUCAGUUACCAAUAGCAAACGGUGUACGUGUUGAUGGAAAGGACAGACUUAAGGUGGCUCCAUACACUUUCAUCAUCGGGGGACUGGUACCUAAUCUUGAGUUUCGCGCGAAAAUAUUACAAAUAUAUGCAAAAAUAAAUACAACUUUUUCAGUCUAAAAUCCGAACCACAAGUCAUGGUUAUUUUAAUGUUUCGAGUCAUUUUUGUUCUCAAAGAACAAACUUCGUCCUGAUUUAACCAUGAAUAUUGAAUAGCUAGUCUUUUUAGAAGACAUUUUAAGGUAAAAAAUGCAAUGUUUAACGUUCAAACUCUUGUGAAAACCGGCGAUCGGCCCGACCGGCGAAACGUUUUUUUACUCCAAUAUUUGGCGAUUUAUAAGUUCAUAUCCAGAGUUUUUUGUACUUACAACUGGUAAAGUGUCACUAACAGCAAAGGAAUUCAGUCAAACAGCAUCAUACGCCGGCUCAAACUGUUUUAAAUUGUCAACAACAACAUGAAAACACACAAAUUACGACUGUAAACGAAUAUAAAACUAUGUAGAGAAGCCAAAAAGUUCAUACAUGUCACACAUAUCUUAUACCAAACGACACAAUUACCUCUUUUCUUGGCGUUAUCCCGAAUUAGCAUGCAAAACUAAAGAUAUCUGCAUUUCUAAGCAAGAAAAUACAACAUAUAUUUGAUAUUUCGACGAGACUAAAAACUUUUUUGUGCGUGUUUUUCUGGAGAUGCGCCUGCGAAAACAUGUACGCGCAUGUCAAUUCAUUGAUCUUGCAGAGCUCGAAAAACUUUCGGCCGAGCGAGUGAGAUACCACAAUAAAACGGCAUAAUUCAAAAUUUUGCACGGUGACAUGUGAUGAAAUUUUGCACAACGAUAACUUCUUUUAAAACAAAUAGAAUAUCAAAAUUUAAAAAAAAUCUGUAGAUUGGAAAACUUUAAAUCCGCAAUUUUUUAUUCUGGCUAUUCUAAUCUACAGAAUUUUUUUAUUUUCAGGGAUAAGAUUCCUUAUUAUAAGUGAAAGCUAUACAGCAGUUAAAAAUUGGGGGUCACCGGCAAUAUUCGGAAAAUAAAGAAUAAAAACCUGCUUAAAAUAGCAAAAAAGACCAUAUUUGGCGAGGCUACUGUUACUAUGGAAACAAUAUUAUGUUCAAGAAUAUUGCAAAUUUUUUCUACCAAAUACUUAAUUUAUACUUGGGAAUGCUUAAAAUUAAUAGAUGGAGUGAUAAAAUUUAUAAAUUGAAAUUUUUACGCAAUAAGGUAUUUAUACUACGGAACUGUAUGGAGCCACCUUAAUAAAGUGGAGGUCAAUGGGAUAGACAUAACCGGUGAUGUAAAUAUAGCCCAGGAAUUUAACGACUAUUUUUGUUCAGUUGGGCCUACACUAGCUAGUAACAUCCCCAUUACAAAUACUGAUCCUUUGAGUUAUGUCACUCCAGUGUCAACUUCAUUUGAAUUUCAUGCCAUAACCUAUGAUGAGCUAAUAAAAGUGGUUAAGAACCUCAAAACUAACAAGUCACCAGGUCUUGAUAACGUAUCUACAAAAUUGGUCAAGGAAGCUGGCGACAGCAUAAUACCAUCCCUAAAUCAUCUAUUCAACCUAUCGUUAAGUACUGGAAUUUUUCCAGAAGAUUGGAAAGUCGCCAAGGUUACCCCUAUCUAUAAAUCAGGUGAAAAAUCAGACUGUGGAAACUAUCGACCUAUUUCAGUAAUUUCAACAAUUGCAAAGAUUUUCGAGAAAAUUGUCUAUACACAAAUACUUGAUUAUUUAGACGAAAACUGUAUCAUAUCACCAAACCAGUCAGGGUUUCGAUCACUCCAUUCAACUGAAACUGCACUACUGAGCUUAACAAAUGAAUGGUUAAUAAACAUGGACCAAGGUCUCAUUAAUGGUGUACUAUUCUUAGACCUAAAAAAAGCAUUCGAUACGGUGGACCACAAUAUUCUUUUAUCUAAAUUGACAGCUUAUGGAAUAAAGGGUACAGCACACAAAUGGUUUCAGUCAUAUUUAAGAAAGAGGCAGCAAAUAUGUAAAAUUAACAAAAAAAUGUCGGAUAUAAGAACAAUUACCUGCGGAGUUCCUCAAGGGACAAAUCUAGGUUGCUAUUUCUCCUUUAUAUAA